Molecule: messenger RNA, 759 nt
Organism: Paramecium pentaurelia
Lineage: Eukaryota; Ciliophora; Oligohymenophorea; Peniculida; Parameciidae
Source: the annotation of a GenBank genome assembly
AUGUUGACUUUAACAUAAAUGGAUGAAAUAAUCAAACUGACAGAAUAGCAUAUGAUUAAUUGUUAAUUCAAUUAUGAUUUUAAAGAAGCUGAUGAAGUAAAAUCUAAAAUACUUUAAAUGAAAACUAUUAGAGAUCUUAUUGAAAGAGAAGAAAUUUAAGAAUAAUACAAAUUAGGAGAAGAAAGAAUUUUAUCAUAAACUAAGUAAUAAAUAGAUGAAGUCAAUUAAUAUUUUAAUUAAUUAUUUGAAAAAUUCAAUUAUUAGAAAAGUCAAGCACUUUAAUAGUUAUGGCAUCAAUAAAAAAUAAAAUUAUAAAAAUCUGUCUUUUAUAAAAGAUAACAAAAUGCUGAAUAUCAAAAUUUAUAAAAAAUUAUGACAUAUUUGUCAAAUUAAAAAGAAUUUAAAAAGGCAGAGUAAUAUCAGGUAUAUCUAAAAGAAGCAAGUUAAGAUCAUAUGAGGAGAACUCAAUCUGAAUAAAGAUAGACUCAAGAAACACAAUAAAGAGUACUCAAAUAAAAACAUGCACAUUAAGAAGAGGUGUUGAUUAAUAAAUUUAAUGAUUAAGAAUAAUUAAUUAAAUUAGAAAUGAAUAAAAAAUUAUAAGAAAUUGAAUAAAAAAGAAUAAAUCAAAUAACUCAAUUGUAAUUUGAGAGAAACCAAAAAAUAACUUAACUUGAAAGAAGUAGAACUAAAUCUAUUAAAGUUUAAAUCUAAUAAUAAUUAGAUGAGAUGGAAAAAUGUUCCUUUCUUUUAAAAUGA